Oncorhynchus keta (chum salmon) is the source of this 3835-nucleotide messenger RNA. RefSeq names its product class A basic helix-loop-helix protein 15-like. The record is from RefSeq and is a predicted model, not a curated record. The transcript is spliced from 2 exons. The coding region runs from base 189 to 740 and encodes 183 amino acids. NCBI's taxonomy places the organism in Eukaryota, Metazoa, Chordata, Actinopteri, Salmoniformes, Salmonidae. Gene Ontology annotation, molecular function: protein dimerization activity.
UCACAUGUUUACAGUUGUCUUCAUCCGCGGAGUGGAACCUCAGACGCUUCUACCACUUAAGCAAAACGUGCAUUCUGAAGAUAUUAUCGAUGUUCCAUGGUGAAAACUAUUCUUCUACAUACAGGGGAAUCUUACUUUCACUUGAAAGGCUGUUGUGAGGAAGAGGGGUAACUAAAUCAGGCUGAAGGAUGAAGUCUAAAGGGAAGGUCGCUAUGUCAUGCAGAAAACCCUGGACCGAGCCAGACCUGGACCUUGAACCAGAGAACAGAGAACCAGGCACCAGCGAACAGGAGGGCUCUGAGGCCUCGGCCCGUAUUGGAGGCUCCUGGAGAGGCGUUCUGAGGGGCGGUGGCACCAUCCACGGCCCCCACAGACACCGACGGUCUCACAACAGUAACAAAGAACGCAACGUCCGGCGGCUGGAGAGCAACGAGCGAGAGCGCCAGCGCAUGCACAAACUUAACAACGCCUUCCAGGCUCUUAGAGAGGCCAUUCCACAUGUCAAAAUGGACAAGAAGCUCUCCAAGAUCGAGACGCUGACGUUGGCUGAGAACUACAUCAAGUCCCUGACCUCCAUCAUCCUGGGGAUAUCUUGCGCCCGCCUGCCUCCUGGUGAGACACCGACAGAGGCUAGCGCUGCCAGACUGCUCCAGUGUUACCAGCAGCACCUGGAGGAGGACGGGGAUGAGAGCCUGUCUCAGUUCCUCACCCAGAUCCACAGCUUCAGCCAGGAGAGCUAACAGCUAGCCUCAGUUACUCACCCAAAUCCACAGCUUCAGCCAGGAGAGCUAACAUCUAGCCUCAGUUCCUCACCCAGAUCUACAGCUUCAGCCAGGAGAGCUAACAGCUAGCCUCAGUUCCUCACCCAGAUCCACAGCUUCAGCCAGCAGAGCUAACAUCUAGCCUCAGUUCCUCACCCAGAUCCAAAGCUUCAGCCAGGAAAGUUAGCCAGCAGGUGCUAACUCCACAGCCAAAGAGUUGAAGCAUCCAGGCUUGACUUGGGGAGCGAAUCUCAACUGAAACCCUAUCUACCAUAUUGUACACUGCUACUCUACUUAUGACCAUGGCCAAAAGUAGUGCACAGAUUGGGGAAAAGGGUGUCAUCUGAGAUGCAGCCUUAUACUCCGACAAGCUAGUGAGCUACAGUGACAUACCUGACCAUGCACAAAAUGGAGCACGCAGGAAGGUGAGGUGAUUUGGAGCACUGAACCCUUGACAUUCAUUCUCAGAAACGUAAUGGUGGAGUACAAGUGAAGACAGACACAGGCAGCCUGUGGACUAUGUCAGAUUAGACAAAGGCCUAGCCAGAACUGUGACAGACAGAAUCUCCAAAGGACCAUGAUAUAACUUCUAGAAUAGGGGAACUUAAAGUUCAUCUCACGUGGGAUUCUGAUUCUGAUAUGUGGUGAGAACCAAGUCAAAGAACAUUCCAGACCCAUUUAAUCUGUUUUCUUUAUUUUUUCUGUCAUUUUUCCUAGCUGGCGAUUAACUGUAGUUACCUGAUUGGUCAGAAAUGUAAAAUAACUGAUUGUUAAAGUAUAGUUCUUUAGCAUACACUGUAGCCCACAAGGGCCCAAGCUGUGUAUAUAGGACAGGCCACCCCUGCUGUAGAUAGGACAGGCCACCCCUGCUGUAGAUAGGACAGGCCACCCUAGCUGUAGAUAGGACAGGCCACCCCUGCUGUAGAUAAAUAAAUGUUUUCAACCUUUUAGGAACAAUGUUUGUUUUCCCAGCUGAGCACUACCUCUGGACACAACAGUCACGUACAGCACAAGGAUAUGCGUACCUAUACUGGUCCCACAGACUGCCUCUCGACAGUCAAGUAAGUACAAGACAAGGAUAUAAUUCCCUAUACUUGUCCCACAGACUUUAGUCAAAUACUGUACUGUUUAAGGAAGGGAAAGAAUACACACUAAUUUAAACAAAGUGUAAAUUAUUAGAAACAUAUUUGUAUGUAUAUAUUUUAUUUGGGGGUGGUUGACACAGUUAUUAAAUUGCAGAGUGGAAGACAGGUAGAUGGGACAAACAGUUUGAAUGAUUGGAGCAGGGAAUUGAACUCAUGCCUCUGGUGGGAAGAGGAAGCCAGCAGUGUUAUCGCUAGACCACAGGAUCUACACAGAGCCAUAUGUGUACAUGUCAAAAUGUACAGUAUGUGUUGACCAAGUUGUUUUACCUCUAUGACCCUAUGGUAUCUUGUGUUUUUAUGGUUCUGGGACAUGGAUUUCUAGCUCAGUUGGUAGAGCAUGGGGCUUCCAAUGCCAGGAUAGUGGGUUCAAUUACCACUUGUACACAGAAAGUAUGCAAACAUGACUGUAAGUUACCUGGAAUAAAUGCAUCAGCUAAAUGGCAUAUUUUAUUAGAACAGUGGUGUGUGUGUGUGAAAGGUGAAUGUAAUAAUGAUGUUGCUCUUACAAUGUGUGUUUGAAUGAUUUUCUGUAAAGUCUUUGCAAUCCUGAGUUCUCCUGAGACUCCAAGAAAGUGUGAAUUGAAAAAUGUAAAACGAGAAUCUUCCUUAUCAAUAAUUAAAUUUAUUGAGAGGACAUUGACCAGGCACACUAUUAGAAGGAAUAAAUAUAUAGCUCAAUAACACCCUUGUUGGAGUUGGAACAGUACCGGCUUAUAGUAUUCUAUUUUACACCAUAAUCAACAAAAGCAAUGGAAUCCUCAAGUGAAAAGUCCGAUAGACUUAUGAUUUUCAUGCUAUGGUUGUACCCCCUUCACAUCCCAACCUAUACGUGUCAUGUGUCCCUCCUUUAGGAUAAAUCCUGUACUGUAGUAACAGCAGUAUGUACUCAGUGUCAUUAUCAAACAAUGCACUUAUUGUAUUAUGAACUGCCAUAGGAAGAUAAAGUGACAGUAUUCACAGAUAUACAGUUUUCUCGACAAUGAAUGAUUUGUAGUUGCAGUAUAUCAGUCACUAUUGGAUCUUCAUCUUUCAGUUACAGCAGUAAGAUGAAUGAAUGCCCAAACGUGAUAGUUUCAGCCUUUGUGGUUUAAAGAUAAUACUUAAUAUGACUGAUAUUUUAUGAUUUUUAUAUAUCAAUGUACAAUAACCCAACCUUGAAAUAUCACAAUGAAAACAUUUAUACUAUACUCGUAUUCAGAUUUAUAAAAAAUAUAUAUAUAUGUUCUUUCCACCAACCCCUUCACGUGUGUUGGCUGCCAGUCACAUGUGUUGGCUGCCAGUCAUGUGUGUUGGCUGCCAGUCACAUGUGUUGGCUGCCAGUCACAUGUGUUGGCUGCCAGUCACUUGUGUUGGCUGCCAGUCACGUGUGUUGGCUGCCAGUCACGUGUGUUGGCUGCCAGUCACGUGUGUUGGCUGCCAGUCAUGUGUGUUGGCUGCCAGUCACAUGUGUUGGCUGCCAGUCACAUGUGUUGGCUGCCAGUCACUUGUGUUGGCUGCCAGUCACGUGUGUUGGCUGCCAGUCACGUGUGUUGGCUGCCAGUCACGUGUGUUGGCUGCCAGUCACGUGUGUUGGCUGCCAGUCAUUACUGCUAAAAUCAUAGGAGGUGAAAAAUAUGCAGAUAAUAGUGUUAAAACUCUUAUUUUCCUGAGAAACAAACAAAUGAACUUUUAAGCCUUUCAAAGACAUAAUUUUUCAAGCAUUUUUUUUAUGAAAAUAAGAAUAUGUACUUUCUUUUCAAGAGUAACACAAAAUUGCUAUAGAAAAAACUGUCCCCCUAGGAACAUGGACAUACAAACUCUUCACUGUGGCCAUCACAGAUACAAACCAUUCAGGGGAAAGGCAUAUAACUGUAAAAGCGCCAUGUGCUAUCAAAGGAUUCAUAACCUAAAUGAUUCUCAGUAAAUAAACCAUUCAUGUUUUUGUUGUGA